Myotis lucifugus (little brown bat) is the source of this 1285-nucleotide messenger RNA. It is a transcript of the gene HVCN1, whose product is annotated as hydrogen voltage gated channel 1. Gene Ontology annotation, biological process: proton transmembrane transport. Gene Ontology annotation, cellular component: plasma membrane. Bases 237 to 1166 code for a protein of 309 amino acids. Gene Ontology annotation, molecular function: voltage-gated proton channel activity. The record is from RefSeq and is a predicted model, not a curated record. The transcript is spliced from 6 exons. NCBI's taxonomy places the organism in Eukaryota, Metazoa, Chordata, Mammalia, Chiroptera, Vespertilionidae.
AGUUAUCCCCCCUUGGAAGUGAGGGUGUUGGCAGAAGAGCUGCCCUUUUGUCUGGAGUUUGGAACAGGUGCCUUCACUUGGUCACACGCCAGGCAGCAGCAACAGGUGAGGAGGUACCAUCCUUAUCUCCCUCUCACAGGUGAAGAAGCGGAGAUUCAAAGAGGCCAAGCCACCUGCCUGGGGUCACAAAGGAGGCAGAGCCAGGACUUACACCCAGAUCCAGAGAGGACAGGAAAAUGUCUGCCCGGGACGAAAAGACGGUCACCCGAAGGGCCAAGGUGGCUCCCGCCGAGAGGAUGAGCAAGUUCCUGAAGCACUUCACUGUCGUUGGGGAUGACUACCAUGCCUGGAACAUCAACUACAAGAAAUGGGAGAAUGAAGAAGAGGAGGAGGAGGAAGAGGAGGAGGAGGAGGAGCAGCAGCCGCCGCCGCCGCCAACACCAGCUUCAGAGGAAGAGGGCCGAGCUGCUGAGCCAACUGCGGCCCCUGUCUCCACACCCAGGCGCCCUCUAGACUUCAGGACCAGGGUGAAGAAGCUCUUCAGCUCCCACAGGUUUCAGGUCAUCAUCAUUUGCCUGGUUGUGCUGGAUGCCCUCCUGGUGCUGGCCGAGCUCAUCCUGGACCUGAAGAUCAUCCAGCCGGACAAGAACAACUACGCCGGCCGGGUGUUCCACUACAUAAGCAUUGCCAUCCUGACCUUCUUCAUGAUAGAGGUUUUCUUUAAAAUAUCUGUUUUCCGCUUCGAGUUCUUCCACCACAAGUUUGAAAUCCUGGAUUCUGUUGUCGUCGUGGUCUCAUUUGUCCUCGACAUCGUCGUCCUGUUCCAGGAGCAUGAGUUUGAGGCUCUUGGCCUGUUGAUUCUGCUCCGGCUGUGGCGGGUGGCCCGGAUCAUCAACGGAAUAAUUAUCUCAGUUAAGACACGUUCAGAACGGCAACUGUUGAGGUUAAAACAGAUAAAUAUGCAAUUGGCUGCCAAGAUCCAGCACCUUGAGUUCAGCUGCUCUGAGAAGGUAAGAAAGCACUUCUGGGGAAAUACCACCUGUUGGCAGUUGCCCACCUCAGCACAGUGCUUCUCACGCCAGGCCUUCGCUCCUGUGGGCCUUGAGCCAGGAGCACCCCUCCCCCUGGCCAAGCCUUCCCUGUCCUUGCCUCCUUCCCAGAGCUAGGCUGGGCGUCCCUCCUCUUGUCACUGGACCCCAUCUGACUGUGGCAGUCGCCUUCAGCGGACUGACUCCACAAGCUUCAUGGCCUGUCCUCGUACCAGGGCUCACGGAAUAAUGGUCAC